This is a messenger RNA of Juglans regia (Persian walnut), 1804 nucleotides long. RefSeq lists its product as uncharacterized. The record is from RefSeq and is a predicted model, not a curated record. Gene Ontology annotation, molecular function: acetyltransferase activity. The transcript has a single exon. NCBI's taxonomy places the organism in Eukaryota, Viridiplantae, Streptophyta, Magnoliopsida, Fagales, Juglandaceae. Bases 440 to 1522 code for a protein of 360 amino acids. Gene Ontology annotation, biological process: carbohydrate metabolic process. Gene Ontology annotation, cellular component: Golgi apparatus.
CAGACCAGAAUCAUCAUCAUCAGCUUCUGAAGACUUGUCUGCGGGCUUCAAUUAAAAAUCGAUCAAAAUCUCGAGGAUCUAUCUUUUUCACAUAAACAUACAUGCGUAUUUACGUUCUCGCGGCUGUUGCCACAUUCCUAUCACAGCAAAAACUGCCUUAAUUCACAAGUUAAUAAGCAUACGAAAAUCCUCCCACCAAACCCAUCCUUUAGCCUCAACCCUAAGCCUCAACCCCAUCCCAUCAAUUCCAGCUUGUGUCUAAUUCAUUCCAACCCGUCAAUCCGAUUCCAGUCUCUUUGAACCAAUGAUACAGUAACAAAAAGAAGAGCAGGAGCCAACAGCAAGAACCCAAUUUUCCAUUUCGAUUUUUUGGUUCGAAAGAAAUGACUAUUCGACUCUUGCUAUAGGGAGAUCCAUCUUUCAAGGCCUAAUAGCCCAAAUGAUGUUCGGAGCGAUCCAACUGGGAUUGAUGGCUGCGUGCGUGGUGCUCUUCGUUCCAAUGGGAAUGGCCGGCUGGCAUCUGAGCCGUAACAAGAUGCUCUUCUUCAGUGGGGCCCUCUUCAUCACCCUCGCCGUCGGCGUCCACCUCACCCCCUACUUCCCCUCCAUCUCUGACUUUGCCUCCUCUGUCUCCUCCAUCGUGGUCUUCGACAACCGCGACUCCUGCGUCUCUCUCCUUCACGAAGUCGUCUGGGACGUCAAGCCCCAUUCCGCCAACAACUCCUUGGAUUACGGCAAGUCCUGGCGUUGGUCCGGGUCCAGACCCGUUAUCGCGUGUGGGUUCCAGAAGCUCGCUCCAUCUGACGCCUCCGAUUUGCUUAAUGGGUCUUGGGUCGUCUUGGCGGGCGACUCCCAAGCCAGAUUGAUUGCCCUUGCGUUGCUCGAGUUGGUUCUGGAUUCGGAGCGCAUGGAAUCGGUCAAAGUCGAUCUGUUCAAAAGGCACAGCAAUUAUCAUAUUGUGGUCGAUGAGAUUGGAAUGAAAUUGGAUUUUAUUUGGGCUCCCUACGUAACCAAUAUAAUCGAUUUGGUUAUUAGUUUCAAGCGAAAUCGGAACUACCCCGAUGUUUUGAUAAUGGGCUCUGGGUUAUGGCAUAUGCUUCAUUUUACGAAUGCGUCGGAUUAUGGUGCUGGGUUACGUUUAUUGAGAAGUUCGGUGGUGUCGCUUUUGCCGAUUUCGCCGGAGUUAGGCGAGGAGGGGCCCGUGACGGGGUCGGUAUCCGUUAGAUCGCCGCAUUUGUUUUGGAUGGGGAUUCCUACAUUGAUAAACUCGAUGCUGAAUACGGAGGAGAAGAGGGAGAAGAUGACCGAUACAUUGCGGGUUGCUUACGACACGGCACUCCGGAGAAGCAAGCUGUUGCGCCAAUCCGGUGGCCCGCUUUUGCUGCUAGAUGUACAGUCGUUGAGUUGGAAUUGUGGGGUGAGAUGUACGGAGGAUGGAAUGCAUUAUGAUGGAGCUGUGUACGAAGUUGCUUUACACAUCGUGCUUAAUGCACUGCUCAUUGAAUCUCAUCAGAAACUUUGAAGGAGACAGUCUUGAUGACCCAGCAUAUUCAAGGGUUUGGUCCUUGUGAGGGGCCUAAUUUUUCCCACUUAACUUGCAUAUUUGAUUCUUUCCAAGUUUUUUUCCUUGCCUUCUGAUUAACUUAGGAGCAGAUUUUUGUUUUGGCGAUAGUAAUCACACAUUACAUUCAUUUUCUCUUGUUUAUUAUGAAUAUUGGAUACUCAUAGAUCUUGUUUUGGAUAUAGUCGGAGAACUGGGUGUGUCUCACAUGCAAUUUUGAUGUGAAUAAAUGCCAAAGUUUUG